Molecule: messenger RNA, 1068 nt
Organism: Brugia malayi
Lineage: Eukaryota; Metazoa; Nematoda; Chromadorea; Rhabditida; Onchocercidae
Gene: Bma-doxa-1
Exons: 6
Coding region: 1-1068 (355 amino acids)
Biological process (GO): protein transport
Cellular component (GO): endoplasmic reticulum membrane
Source: RefSeq, a predicted model, not a curated record
AUGCAUCGAAUUGGUUGGUUUGAUGCAUUUCGGGAAAAUGGCGAUCCAACAUGGUUUGGUGAAAAUCGAACGCCUGUGGUAUUCGAUUUACAAAUUUUUGCUUUAGCAUCAAUAUUUAUUAUACCAUUUAUAGCCUUUCUAAUUAUUCUUCCCGGUGUGCGAUAUUAUCGUAUCGCAUCAACGAUCGCAUUCAUGUUGAGUGUUACUGUUGGCGCAAUUAUCUUAAUAAGUAUUCAUCAUCCAAGUUGGCAUCAGGGAAGCAUUCGAAUUUGUUCACCUUAUCGAGCAUUUACAACCGAUAAAUUGAAUGCUAUCCUUGGUGUACGUAUGGGCCUCAAACACCUUAAUGUCACCCUUACAAGUGUGCCAACGUCUGAAAAAGAACACAAGUCAUUGGAUGAUUUGAAAUACAAUGAACGCUUUGAAUUUCUAAAUGUAUUGUCGAUGGAAAUGGAAUUAGAGAAAAGUUUAAAGAAAGGUUUACCAUAUCCAAUUUUGAAAGUAAUCGAAUAUUUAAGUGUGGAUCGAGCGGGAUUUAUUUGGGGGAGACAAUAUCGUCUUACUGGCCAUUAUACCAUAUAUUUACUAUGGACUGCAUUUGCUUUUUGGAUUAUCCAAGUUUUAAUGUUAUGCUUGGUACCACACAAUUUCGCUAAAUUAGUUGUCAUUGUUGGCAUAUUAAUUCUAUCAGCUGAUUUCGUCUAUUUUAUUUUUGUGCCGAAAAAUCUUCAAAUAAGAUUUCCAUCACCAGAUGGGUCAAUAUCAAUUCUCGACUUCCGCCUCUCGACUUGCUUUUAUACAACAUUAGCUGCCGGUGUUACAAGUUUAGUUUAUGGUGGAAUAUUGGUAAUUUUGCAAGCAAAAUCAUUGUAUACACUAAAAACUUUUAUUACCUGUCAUGCUGAUAAGCAAUGUUGCAAAGUGAUGAAAUGCGAGAGUAACAGUAUGCUAUCACUUACGCCACCAAGUUCAACUUUAACGAUCCCAAGUGAAACAACAAUGGUCAGUUUAACUAGACGAAAUAACGCAUUUACCGGAAUAAUUUCUUCACUACCGGAAAGAUUUUAA